Molecule: messenger RNA, 674 nt
Organism: Pocillopora verrucosa
Lineage: Eukaryota; Metazoa; Cnidaria; Anthozoa; Scleractinia; Pocilloporidae
Source: RefSeq, a predicted model, not a curated record
AAGUGGUCGAUCAUACACCGGAUUGUGCGAUCGCUCAUAGGUUGAGAUUUUUGGAAUAUUUUUUUUAGCUAAAAUGGAUCGUGGAUUUUUUCUUGCCGUCGUGGUUUUAGCAGUUUUAGUCAACUUCAUUCAAGGUUCAGCUGAAGAUAAGCCUAAUGUGAUGAGACGAACCUCACUUCUAGAAAAACUUGGCAUGGAAUUACACAGGGAUCCACACCACCAUGUUUAUAAACCUUACAAACCAUACAAAAAGCGCUGUUACUGUGGACCUAAGCGACGCUAUUACCGGAAGGGUAAGGGUGGUUCUGACUCCGACUCUGACUCCGGCUCUGACUCCGACUCUGACUCGGACAAUGGUGGAUCUCCCGGAUAUUAUCGGAAGUACGGAAAAUACAAGAAAUACGGGGGAUACAGGUAUCGGGGAAACCGUUCUUCAGAUGAGGAGUAGAGAAUCAAUAUUGAAUGCACCACUGGACGGAAUCUCAGUAUGAAAGGACAAGGACUAUGUGGAACUGACGGAAUAUCGAUACAAAAAGAAAUAGAAAGGAAAAAAACAGGGGAAACUCUGCUACGAUUAUGAAUUUGCUUUUUUUGAUCUUACAGCUUUCGUUUUUGCAUUCUUUUUAAAUAUUGUAGCCUAGUAAUAAUUAAAAUUAAAUAUCUAACUCUCAAAA